Malurus melanocephalus (red-backed fairy wren) is the source of this 4253-nucleotide messenger RNA. It is a transcript of the gene RD3, whose product is annotated as RD3 regulator of GUCY2D. NCBI's taxonomy places the organism in Eukaryota, Metazoa, Chordata, Aves, Passeriformes, Maluridae. The record is from RefSeq and is a predicted model, not a curated record. The transcript is spliced from 3 exons. Bases 655 to 1248 code for a protein of 197 amino acids.
GGCGGUGGMGGCGGGCGGGGUGCCCGGCGGGGCGGAGGUGGUGUCCAGAGGAGGGGACCGCUGUCUUUGCGGCCAAGAGCCCGGGGCUGCGGUGUUCCCGUUCCCCUGUGCCGGGGUGCGGUCAUCGCCCGCUCCGAGCGGCUCCCGGUGGGCCGAGGGGUGCGGCCGCCUCCGCUGGGACAGCGCCGGGACGGUCCCGAGGCGACGGGGGCGCGGCCGGGGGGCGACAGGAGCAAACCCCGCAGUGCCGCCUUCAAAAAGUCCCAGUGUCCCGAAGUACCUGCAUUUCUUCGAAGGGCCGUCUCAGCUGCGGGUUAGAAAACCCCACAAAGUUUUCGUGUUUUGGAGGAACUUUUAAACAGGCGCCGAAGUCCGGCUAAGCCGAGAGGCGCCGGCUCYUUGCCGGGAGGCUGUGUCUGUGGAGGUACUGGACCAAGCUCUAAUCGCUCAAAAGCACUGCCGUAAGCCCAGCUGUUAUCCCUCGUCACCAGGGCUAAUCCAUACCCCAGUGUGGGUUUAAGCUCGCUGUGCCAGUUCAGAGGGCUUGACUCGAAGCCACGUCSUGCUGCCGGUGCCCUCUCCGCCCGUCCUGGGUCCGUCUGUCCGCACGAGCAGCGGGAGCGCUGGUGCCAAAGCGAAGACACGCAGAGCAUUAUGUCACUGGCAUCCUGGUUCAGGUGGAAUGAGCCCCCAAACCGCAUUUCCCAGAGGAACCCCACAGAGAUGGUGGUUGAAACGCUCAUGAUGGAGCUGAGCUGGCAGAUCAAGCAGGCAGAGAAGCAGCAGCGAGAGCGGGAGAACGAAUACCGCAAGCUCAAGACCGGGGUGGAUUACGGCUGGCUGGUCAGCUACCCAAAGCAGAGCUAUGACAUCAGCCCYGGAGAACGGCUGCAGCUGGAGGAUAUGUGCACCAAAAUACACCCUUCCUACUGYGGGCCUGUCAUACUCAGGUUCCGGCAAGUCGUUGCUGAGUACGAACCAGAAGCGCAGGAAGUGUCCCGGCUCUUCCGCUCYGUCCUGCAAGAAGCUGCUGAGAAGAUCAAAGAGGAGGAAGAGGCCAAGAAGCUUGCAAGGCAAUGGAACACAAAGAACAAAACCAGCCUCUCCUUAACAACGUUUAAAUCUCGGUCCAGGAUUUCSCCAUUCAUCAGUGACAUCAAGACCAUCUCUGAGGAUGUGGAACGGGGCACCCAGCCCACCAGGAGGGUUUGGAGCAUGCCAGAAUUUCGGAACACCAAGGAUUUCUGACUCUAUACUCAAUAAGGUUUUUAGACACUGAUCUUUCAAAAACCCAGUUAACCCUUUUUUAACUCURCUGUUUCUUCUUUUUUCCUCCUCUCUUUUCCUGCCUGUCUGUCUUGGAAGCUGUGUCCAUAGUAACCGCUGCUGAUGCCUGCAGUCUGCGACACCAUUUAUUACCAAACAUGGUAGCCUUUCCUUUAACUUAGUAGCUAUCCAGUAACCUUAAGGGCAAGGCUCACWUACUAUCUCAUUUUUAUUACUACUUUCUUGUGGAAAAUGAAUUAGUUUUGCUGUGUCUGUCUUCUCCCUUUCCCCUCCAGCCUGGAUGUAGUUAUCUAUAAAAACUUUUGGCUCAAGCUACUGAGAGCUGCUGGCAGGACCAAUCUUGCUGAAAGCAAGACAGCCACUUAAAUGAGUGAGGCUUGAAGGAUCAGGUUUAUAAGUUAAAGCUAGUAUCUGAUUUGGAACUGAACUUGCUUUUCCAACUAAUAGCCUUCCUCAGUGCUACAACAAACUUCACAGGUAACCUCAGCACUGCCCUUGAUCUGCUUUUUGCUGACAGUUCACAAGCCAACCCUGGYAGAAACAGACCCAAGCUUUUUAAGAUUAAAGACCAAUAAUGUUCCACAACAACUGGUUUAUGCAUGUUCAGGUUUCUUGGGUAUUUUCAGUGCAGGUAGAAYCCCCUGAACCCUGCACCUGCAGAGUAGAUGGAAAUAGAUCAACCUGCUGUGUAGACACACAGGUGGAUACCUCGGUGCAGUGUCAAGGGCUGUUCUGGGGCCUCAGUGCUCUGUGUUGCUGAGGUAAGUGCUCCACCUCACACCUCAGAAAUAAAUCAGUGGGCUGAAAUGAAUGUUUAUGGCCAAGCAUGAAAGUGUGCUGAAGGAGAGCACCCACGUACAGAGAAGGGUGAAAGGACUCCUCAGAAUUCAUCUCCAGGGCUCUCUCUACAGUGGCAGCAGUUGAGAUCAUUUGAACUCACGCUUGCUGCAGCGAGUGAUUGAAGGGCUCUGGCAGAUGAAGGCUGUKCUGAGACCUUCAAGAGUCAGGAAAAUGCCUCUAAGGAAAAGCUAGUAAGGCCCUAACUCAGCAUCUGCAGGGAGAGCUCUCAGCAGCAAAGGAAACAGUAGGACAUGCUGUGACAGUCAAGUGUCCUGCAGAGAACCCAAGGGCUGGGAUGCUUAGUGGUGACCAAUGGGAGAUGGGGAAUGAAGAGAGGGAUUUGACUGUAUGAGUGGGUUUUGGGGUAUCAUCCCAGUGGGGUAUAGUCUCCUGGAGGACCCUGUAGCUUUGUUGUUCUUUUGUCUGUUUCCAGCUAUUUUUCCUUGGGGAUCUGUGCAACAGCAUGUGGGUUCUACAGCCAAGAUUAAAGCCCUUUGAAGCUGUGCCAACUCUGGGAAGAAUUCCAGUACAUGAAAUCUAUCCUAGACUAGAAAUGUGCAGUUUCUUCCAGAGGUGGAGGAAGGCAGCAUAAAACAAAGAUCAAGAUCAAGCCCCUAAGCUCUCUGAGACUGGAAUUCUGGCUCUUCCUCUCUCCCCUCUGGGCUAUGUAAGAUUGAAGAUGAGGCUUUCUUACUAGCACCAGGCUGCAGUUUCUAUCCCUCAGUAAAUGUUGCUGCCAGCAACCCUCCUAGGGACAGAAAGCAGCUCACUUUUAAUCAAAAAGUCAGGGCUUCCAAAUACAACAUCCAGUUUGGGACAGGCUAUUUCAACUGCAGGUCCAUGAGGAAGAGUAUAAAGCCUCGUGACAAUCAGCUUAGUGUUUCUCAGCUGUACGUCCUUGUGAAGUAAUGUGAUUGCGUAGAUGAAGUAAACACAAAGGCUUGACAUACUUAGCAUAACCUUAGCUGUCUAGAAUAUGUAGGAUCUUUAGCAAGGGGUCACCACAAUUUGCAGAAAAAAAUCUUGUUUGGAAAAGAGCCAUAUUUUUUUUAAUAUAUUUGCAAACCACUGUAUGUUACUGAAGGCUGAGACAAGUUCAUUAAUUUCAUGCUGCAGUUCUGUUUUCAUUUUAUUUGCACUUAAGUUCUGUUUGACACCUUCAGUAUCAACCAUAUCGAUGCGAUGUUGGAUGGACUGCUGGGAGACACGGGGCAUUCUGACACACUGCCACAAAGCUCUUUGUUACAGUGCAGUGUCAGUAGUGUGCUCACCCUUUCUUAAGGAGAAUCAGCUGCACAUUGCCUCCCUACAGCAAUGUACCAAGCCAAGGAAAUCACUGAAGGGUGUUCACACUAUCACAGCAGCCUGUGAUCAUGCUGUGCCCUUCAUUAACAGCUUCCAGCUCGCAGACACCAUUCUGGUGCAACAGCCAGCAAAGGAKCCAGAUCUGCCCUUUGGUCAAAGCCCUGCAUGUUAUGGAGGUCAGGCUGUGGCACUGCUUGUAAUAGUUAUUUUUCCUCAAUUUAUCUAUCAUUUCUAAUUCCAAAAUAAAAUGUAAUCCAAACUCUUAAACAGUAUCACUCUCCCUGUACUUCUGUAGGUUACAUUGGGCUCAUAGUAGGAUCUGAUGAAAAGGGAUUUUCAGAUACCAAGCUAUGAGAGCUCUGUUGUUACUUCGUGCUAUCCAGUUCUCUUACAGGAGYAGAAGUAGGACCAUGUCUGCUUGUAGCCAGCUGCUUGGAGACUGACUGUGAGCUUCUGCACUGUGCAUGCAGCAGCAGGCACUGAAGCAGAGCUGGGAGGUGGUCAGGAUGCACGACUGCUGCCCUGUGCUUGCAGYGCUCAUUUUCCUUAGAAAUGCUGUAGACUGAACCAUAAAUGAUCCUUUGGUCACAGUAUGUAGCAACAACUGCCCACUCAUGUUUGCCUUGUCCUAAUUCCACAUUUGGUGUGACUAAUUCAGUGUCAGUUCAAACGAGGAGCAAGAAACUCCUGACUGUCCCCACCCACUGUGCUAUGGUCCAUGGCACUGGGCACACACAGCAGGCAAACCAAAUUGCUUCUGACUAAAGCCAACCCAAAUUAUCCAUUGCAGGUGGCUCAUAGACCAUAACUCUGGACUAACU